This is a messenger RNA of Sporisorium graminicola, 1581 nucleotides long. RefSeq lists its product as uncharacterized. Gene Ontology annotation, molecular function: chromatin binding. The record is from RefSeq and is a predicted model, not a curated record. Gene Ontology annotation, biological process: regulation of transcription by RNA polymerase II. The transcript has a single exon. Bases 1 to 1581 code for a protein of 526 amino acids. Gene Ontology annotation, cellular component: NuA4 histone acetyltransferase complex; SWI/SNF complex. Lineage: Eukaryota; Fungi; Basidiomycota; Ustilaginomycetes; Ustilaginales; Ustilaginaceae.
AUGCCAGGCGUAUACGGAGGAGACGAGAUCAACGCGCUCGUCAUCGAUGCCGGCCACUCUUCCAGCCGUGUCGGUUGGGCAGGCGAGGAUGCUCCUCGUGUAGUGGUCCCCUCGUACUACGGACAUACGCCUAUCACUGACGAAGCCAUCGCCGACCUCGAAUCACAAGCCGCCUUUACCGCCUCCACAUCGUCUUCGACUGCAGCACCCGCCGAUGGCGACGAAGCUAUGGCCGAUGGCGAAGCCGCAUCCACAUCCAACGGCACUGGCGACGUUGCCACCGAGGAAGCCUCCGACCACCGCCUCAAGCAGUCGCGCGCGAAAGCAGCCAGCAGGGCGUUGCGCUUCUCUGUCGACCGCGAAAAGAAACGUCGUCGCUUUGUCGGUGACAACGACCUCAAUCUCUACCGAUCCAACCUCGACAUCGCCCCCAUCUUUGACGACGAUGGCAUCCUCAGCGAUGCUUCUGCCUUUGCACAGCUCUGCUCGUUUGGUCUCGACUCGUUGUCGUGCGAUGCACGCGAGCAUCCUCUGCUGCUCACCGAACCUGCAUGGAACGCACGCGAGUCUAGGGAGAAGCUCACCGAGCUGGCUUUCGAGACGCUCGGCAGCCCCGCUUUUUACCUUGCCAACCGCUCCGUAUUGAGCAGCUUUGCGGCGGGCAAGCCGAGCAGCUUGGUCAUCGAUGUCGGCAGCACCAGUGUAUCUACCAUCCCCAUCGUCGACGGCUUUAUUCUCAGAAAGGGCAUCCACAGGCACAACAACGGUGGUGACGCCAUCAACCGUGCGCUUCUGUACAGCUUGCAUCACGGCAGAGGGACCACUUUUGGUGGUGUCACGCCGCAGUACCUCAUCAAGAGCAGAAGCUCGGUCGAUCCCGGUGUUGCGGCGAAUGCUGUCCUCCGACAAGACCGCGUGCAAGGGGCCACAGCGUCGUUUAAGCAGUACCACGUCAACCGCGUCGUCAACGACUUCAAGGAGAGCGUCGCACAGGUGUUGGAGGUGCCCUGGGACGACCAGCAGGCGCACUUCCGAAGUGGACGAAUGUACGAGUUCCCCGAUGGCUACAACGAUGCUUUCGGCGUCGAGCGACUCAAGGCACCCGAAGUGCUCUUCACGCCCGCGCUCUGGAACGGCGUUUCGUCGAGCGAGAGCUUCGGCCCCGUCCUGCACCCGUCCUCCACUCCCUCGUCCGGCGAUGCUACCAACGGUCUUGGCGGUGCCGAGCCAGCAGCCUCCGUCGGAGGUGGCAAGGCAGCUGUGGGCUUGGCGGAUAUGGUGCUCUCCUCGAUCAACGCCGUCGACGUCGACUCUCGCCCUUCGCUGUUCGGCAACAUUGUGCUCGUAGGUGGCAGCUCGCUCAUCCCCGGCCUCUCGGAUCGACUGAGCUACGAGUUGGGUGUCAAAGCCCCCAACCAGAAGGUCAAGAUCCAUUCGCCAGGUAACACCACCGAGCGCAGACACUCGUCAUGGCUUGGCGGUAGCAUCUUGGCCAGUCUGGGUACGUUUCACCAGCUCUGGAUCUCGAAACAGGAGUACGACGAGCACGGUGCGGCCAUCGUUCACGCUCGAUGCAAGUAG